Molecule: messenger RNA, 1548 nt
Organism: Hydatigera taeniaeformis
Lineage: Eukaryota; Metazoa; Platyhelminthes; Cestoda; Cyclophyllidea; Taeniidae
Source: the annotation of a GenBank genome assembly
AUGGGUGCACUUACAUGUUUGGCUUCCAGUGCGAUGGAUCUGAAGCGUUCUAGUCCCCCGUACGGCGUCCCUAUUUUGAAUAGUCAUAAAGCCAGUUUAUUUCCGACAAGGCUUUCGAAUUUCAACUGUAGUGGUAGAGUGACUCUUGGACCCAAUCCACCCGAGUCCACGUCUGUUCAUCUUGGUUAUUGUGCGCACACUACUACGCUCCCUUCUCCCUGUCGUAAUCACAGACGUGAUGUCGCAAUAGCUUGUUUGGAACCAAUGAGGUUAGACACCUUCAGCACGCUCCCACCGGCAACUUUCGCUCCCGUAACCUGUCCCUAUAAUUCAAGUGAGGUUCGCCUAACUCAUGGAGGGAGGAAGUCGGGCCGAUUGGAAGUGAAGCAUCCGGAAUCAGGUGUUUGGGGCACCGUCUGUGCCGAUGGAUUCGGAACAAAUGAGGCCAAGGCAGUGUGCCGAAUGCUCUGUUCAAGCAGUGACGACCUUGCCUACGCUCACGCCGUUAUCAAUGCCUUUGGGGAAAAGGGGAUGACGAAGUUGAAUGGAGGGCAUAGCAAGAAAGAGAAGGAAAUGCCGAUUCACUUGGCACGAGUUGCCUGUCCUGUGAAUGCACAAUCUCUUAACGACUGCAGUCUCGGUGACGGUUGGGGAUCGACACAAGGAUGUACUCACGCUCUUGACGUUGGAGUUAUUUGUGGGCCCGAGGAGCCUCUAACACCGCCUAGAAUGCCUGUAGAAUCCAAUUUGACUUGCGAAGGUGGGACAGCACGUGUCCGAUUUAAGCGAGAACAGUUGGGCGAGGUGAGUCCAAUGACAGUGCAUUUGAAUGGAAGUCCUCCUGAGGGUUGUUACUUCAACUUCACCACUAUUCCCGACCUCGAAGGCAUUGUUGAAGUCAGCUUUCCCAUGGACAAAUGCGGUGGCACGUAUGAACGAAGUACCUCGACAACCCUUGCGGUGCAUCUCUCCCUCCUGGUAAACGCAUCUCGUGAACCGUCACUGUCGAGUUUGAAGAAGGAAGGUGAGGUUGAGGUAUUCGUGUUGCCUAUUACCUGUCUCGUCAAUCGCAGCGAUUCUGUUCGCUCUGCUGUCCGCGCUGUUGCUAUUAGCCAGCUACGUCCUCUGGUUGCUACUCGUCCUACUCCGCCUACUAGACUCGCAUUCUUUGCUGACAAGCACUUUCAGAGACGCGUCAGUGACAACAUAAACAUUCUUCCUCACCGACGAGUAUUCGCCCAAAUUUCACUGACACAACCAGAGCAAAACAGCAAGUUGAUUUUACGCAAUUGUUGGUUGUCUAGCAGCGAGACCAUCAGUAAUACCAGCAUUCCAAUCAUCGCUAAUGGAUGCCUCGUGAAUUCGGACAUUCAUUGGCAUCCGAUUUCUCGAAAUGCUGUCGGUUUCUCCUUUGAAACGGCCUACUUUAGGAGGGCAUCACAACGAGUCAAUGGUGGUAGCAUCCUUCAACUCUUCGUAGUCUGCCAGACACGCCUGUGCCAAAUCAACGAAACCGAUCCCGAGUGCAUGCAGAACAAGUGCGCCUGA